AUCCACCUUAGCUACUAACCAUUUUUAAAAUCCAAUAUAAUCCACCUCACAACAAUAUUGUUUCAUCACUCAGAUCCCUUAAAGAUGACAACAGCAGAAGAAACUUCAAACUUGGAUCUCAUACGCCAACACCUAUUAGGGGAAAAUAUCAUCUCAGACUCCUCCUUUUUCUCCAAUCUCCUUCAUCAUCCUAUGAAACUUGAAGCACCCUCAUCACCAGAAUUUGAUUUCACCUCAUAUAUCUCAGACAACACAAGCUUUUUCACUUUCCUUGAAGGCUAUGAUUUGAUGGCAGACAUGAAAUUUGUUGAUUCAGACAACACCAUCCCUUCAAAGGAGGUUAAGAAAUGCAAUAUUUCUCCUGAACCAUUGGUGUCAUCAAAAGAGAAGCCAAAGAAGUUAGAAUACGAUAAGGCAAAGCGUUAUAGGGGAGUUAGAAGAAGGCCUUGGGGAAAAUUUGCUGCUGAAAUCCGUGACCCUACAAGGAAAGGGACAAGGGUUUGGCUUGGAACCUUUGACAGUGAAAUUGAUGCAGCUAAGGCCUAUGAUUGUGCUGCUUUCAAGAUGAGGGGGCAGAAGGCUAUUCUGAACUUCCCUCUUGAGGCUGGACUGUCUGAUCCUAAGCCUAACAGUUGUGGCAGGAAAAGGAGAAGAGAGAGCCAUGAUCAUGAAUUGGAGCUGCCACAAGUCCAAGUUCAUCAUGGUGUUUCCUGAGAAAAAGUGAGAAGAUAUAAUAAUAGAUUUAGUUGUUUUGUGAGUAGCAUUAAGUUUGUUGCCUAGAAAAAUAAGGUUGCUUUGCCUUUUAGUUUGUACAUAGAAGCAAGGCUAAUGUGAAAUGUCUAUAUGAAUCUAUGCAAAAAGCAUGUUACGAAAGUUUUACUAACUUUGAGGAGUUUUAAAAAAAUAUUAAUCAAUUCUUGUUUAAAGAUGCACUGAAUAAAAUGAACCAACACAUUUUCUUUUUGUUGCUUA
This is a messenger RNA of Glycine soja, 972 nucleotides long. RefSeq names its product ethylene-responsive transcription factor ERF107-like. NCBI's taxonomy places the organism in Eukaryota, Viridiplantae, Streptophyta, Magnoliopsida, Fabales, Fabaceae. The record is from RefSeq and is a predicted model, not a curated record. Gene Ontology annotation, biological process: regulation of DNA-templated transcription; ethylene-activated signaling pathway. Gene Ontology annotation, molecular function: DNA-binding transcription factor activity; DNA binding. The coding region runs from base 85 to 714 and encodes 209 amino acids. The transcript has a single exon.